Molecule: messenger RNA, 3417 nt
Organism: Bombus huntii
Lineage: Eukaryota; Metazoa; Arthropoda; Insecta; Hymenoptera; Apidae
Gene: Notum
Product: palmitoleoyl-protein carboxylesterase NOTUM
Exons: 8
Coding region: 1575-3383 (602 amino acids)
Molecular function (GO): hydrolase activity
Source: RefSeq, a predicted model, not a curated record
CUUCGAUGGUGCAAGGAACCUCCAACCAUUCGGAGUAGUAUACCCGUACCUGAGAGUCACGUGAAGUCCUUGAAACUUACAAUUAGAUACCGCGUGGAUCUUUCGAUCUUCCAGCUUACGAGAACCACCCUCGUAUGUGUUAUCCAAACAACGGUGAACCGAAGUAGACUUAAAUUUAUCCGUCAAAGAGCAAAUAGUGUCAUAACAGGUAUAUUUAGAAAAAUAAAAUUGUCAACUCUUGGAAAAAAAGUAUCCAGGAAGAUUGAGGGUAUCGAAGGUUGCGAAAGGACAGAAUUUUUUACGAAAGGAAUUUUGAAACUUUAAAGGGAGCAAAUUAUGUACACUGUGGUAUGAAAGAAUAAAAAUUAUUAACUGGUAGUAGACAGCAUUGUAUACAACAUCCAUUAAUAAGUUACACGAGACAAAAUUUCCCAGAAUAAUUCAUAGUACAUAUCUACGAAUGAACGAACCACCCUUUGAAAAUAAAAUAUAGAAAAAGAAUCUCCAAAAAUCUACUUACCAAAUAAUAUUUCCCGCCAAUAGAAAUUAACAAAAAUAUACUAAAAGUUAUCCCAACGUCACCGUAAAUUAUCAUCAAAAUCCUAUGACAUUGCGAGGAACGAUUGUGUCAUCGUACAUCUCCCAUCUGUGCUGUCGAUCAAAUUCCCGUUUGGUGGAAAGCGUGGAGUUGAAAUCUGAGGAAUAAAGGGUACAAUGGAGGUGGCGACGCGAAGGAUCAAGGGAUAAAAAGAGACGUAAGGAUAGAUGAAAAGGGACAGAAGGUUCCUCCCCUAAAAAUCCCCCGUCAAUUAAUCUUCCCCCGGGUUGUGGUCUUCCGGGUCUGAAAAAGAGCGGCGCGGACGCAGCCGUCAAAGAAAACACCCACAACAAACAAGCGGCAAAAGAGCAAGAAGAGGCCGGCAGCAACAAAGCGGCCGACGAACAAGAAGAGAGGCAAACGGCGAACGAGAGAAAGGGUGAAGCGCGAAGAAGAGGAGGUGUCGGUCGCUGUUCCUCGGCCGUGGCCGGCACGUGCGCGCACCGACUCUCCUCGUGACUCGGAAGAAGGGCUCGGCCCGCAGGAAGGAACGAAGAAGGAGAAGAGAAGAGGAAGCGUGUGAAGCGAAAAGUGGCGGCAGUUCGCCGCGAACCGUCAACGAGGACGUGUAUCGAGCAGAGACCGGUUCGAGCUGGAGCGUUUUCACGCGUUCUGCCACCACGUGGUCUUUGCACUCCGCUUCGACAGAAAACGAGCAAGUUUUUUCAUUCAUCUUUUCCAACAGUAUUCUUUCGCAUGGAACAUAUCAUCGAGCGGAUAUACAUUGACUCGUGUCGAAUGUCACGUCGGACAUCGAUUAUUAUAGAGAGGAAUCGAGGUUUUUGUCACGUUGAUGACAGUAUGACGAAUUAUCGUGGUGUUUUUGGCUUGUGAAGCAUUGUCACGAGGAGAGAUGCAGAGGGUGAAGAUGAUCGAAGGGUGAUCGGGAAGUUGAGGUUGGUUUACUCUGGGAAGCUUCCUGAGUGGCAUUGGAGUACUUACGAUCGGCGAACACCCGGAACUAAGCAACGAGAAGAUGAGAAUGGAGCUGCAGAUCUCAGUGUGCCUGACGGCUCUUAUGCUGACGAUAGCCGCCGAAGAGAAACCAACGAACACCGUUUCCGUGUCUUCUAGCACGGCAACGAUCCAGAGCAACACGAUCCAGAAAUUAAUCAAGAUUUUGGAGAAAUACGGUUUAGAAGAGCAGAGAGGCCUAAAGAGGGUUUACCUCAGCAACAGGUCGAUCACAUGCAACGACGGAUCCCAGUCAGGGUUUUACCUGAGAAAGUCGCAUGGUUCCAAGAGGUGGAUCAUCUUUUUAGAAGGUGGCUGGUACUGCUACGACCAUAAGAGCUGCAGAAACAGGUGGCUCAGGCUGAGGCAUCUGAUGACGUCGACUCAGUGGCCUGAGACACGCGACGUUGGUGGCUUGUUAUCAGCUAAUCCGGAAGAGAAUCCGUACUGGUGGAAUGCGAAUCACGUAUUCGUCCCUUAUUGCACGAGUGACAGUUGGAGCGGUACUAGAGCUUUACCGAAUGACAUGUUUUCCUUCAUGGGUGCAGAGAUUGUACUGCAAGUGGUGCGGGAUCUAAUUCCUCUUGGACUUGAGAAUGCAAGCUCCCUUCUUUUGGCUGGUAGUAGCGCUGGUGGAACCGGUGUCAUGUUGAAUUUGAAUCACGUGCACAGCUUAGUUCAUCACAAUCUGGGAUUGAAACAUAUCGCGAUAAGAGGUGUGUCGGAUUCGGGCUGGUUUCUCGACAGGGCUCCCUAUUCACCAAACGGUUUGUCACCAGUUGACGUUGUUCACAAGGGGAUGGAACUUUGGAAGGCUCGAAUGCCGCACAAUUGUGUCAAUAAGUACCCAAACGAACCGUGGAGGUGCUACUUUGGCUACAGACUAUAUCCAACGUUGACUGCGCCGCUGUUCGUCUUCCAAUGGCUGUUUGAUGAGGCGCAGAUGUCGGCGGAUAACGUGGGUGCACCGGUGACUAAGCAACAAUGGGAUUAUAUACACAAGAUGGGUGACAGUCUGCGACAGACAUUUGAAAACGUUAGCGCGGUCUUUGCCCCGAGCUGUAUUAGUCAUAGCGUUCUGACGAAAAGAGAUUGGCAGUUGGUCAAAAUAGAUGAGAUUUCCUUGGCACAGGCGUUGCACUGUUGGGAGCAAAUACCGAUUGGGAACCGUCGAAACGACACUCGUUCGCCAAUUGAGACGAACCAGCCGUGCGCGAAGUCAUUGCGGAAGCUACUACGAUCCGGUCUGACGAAGGGAAACGGAACUUCGUUUGAACCGGGAAGAAGCGGAAAGAGCGACUUCAUAGCGGAGUUGCAAAAAGUCAGAUCGUCGAUGAUCGAUAAAUCGAUCGAGAGGAAGAUUUCGUCUAACGCCCUGAUGCAGGACAGGGAGAACAAAAAGAGGAAGAGACGGAAGCACAAAGGCAAACGCAGGGACAGAAAUAAGAUAUCGAAGAUGAAGAAGGAGAAACAUGAGCGCAGAAAAUCUACAGGUCGUCGGAAGGGUAACAAGCAGAACAACGACAGCAACCAUACAGGCAUGUUCAACGGUACCAGACCGCAGCGCUCGGUGAUACCAUCUGGCAAACGGAAGUGUGUCCAGGGCUGCCACUUCCGGUUAAUCGAACGUUGCACUUGGCCGCAGUGUAAUCACAGCUGCCCAAAGCUGCACAACCCGUUCACCGGCGAGGAAAUGGACUUCAUCGAGCUGUUGAAGAGCUUCGGCCUCGAUAUGAAGAGCGUGGCGAACGCGUUGGGUAUCGAUAUACAAACGUUGAACAGUAUGGAUCACGACGAACUGUUAAAUCUUCUUACGCAACGAGCGAACUAACUCGUCGCAUUAAGAAGAUACAUUCCAUAAGAAG